This is a messenger RNA of Ambispora gerdemannii, 459 nucleotides long. The record is from the annotation of a GenBank genome assembly. Lineage: Eukaryota; Fungi; Glomeromycota; Glomeromycetes; Archaeosporales; Ambisporaceae.
AUGGUCAUCGUUAUUAAAAAGACAUUAUUUGCAUUUUUGGUUCUUUAUUUAUUUUUUGCUCUUGUAACUACACUUCCAACUAUUUCCCCUCACCUUCAACGUCGCGAUGUAAGUGAAUAUAUCGCAAAAUUCAUUGGAGAAUUUGUAGGAACUGUUACAUUUACUGAUGCUGAAGUCGGCGAUCAAUGCGCAAUUUUAGUGUCGUUUUUAAAAGGAUUUAAACAAGACAAAGACUAUAGUUUUUUAAUUGAAGAUGAUGCUAAAGAGUUUCACGUCGAACUGACCAUAACUCCUCUUCUAACUACGGGUAAGGUUCUUGAAGCCGAAACAUUUUGUGAAAAUCUUGCCGGUAAAGCUCUCGUUAUUCUUGCGUUUGAUCUGGAUGGUCAGAAAGAGCCGAAAGAAGUUGGACGUACCACAAUUGAGCCUUUGAUGAAAGCUUCAAUUAAUUUAGUAUAA